GACGAACAAAAUUUGUUGUUGACAAAACACGCGAAGUGCCGAGAAACUUUCCAGCAAGCGCCUAACUUUGGUCGAUUUUCAUAAUUUAGGAUCGUGACCACGGAUUCUGAUCAAAAUGCACGCCCUGCAAGAAUACUCAAGCAGUGACGAAGAGGGCGAAUCCGCCAAAGCAACGAAGGAUUCAACGUCAAAGGCAGACGUGGACGCCCUGGCACAUUUGAAGCCCAUUGACCCUGAAGGGGAAAAGUACUCUCAGAAAAGCAUGUUGCAAAUCUGUGCCGCUCCAGACGUCAUUCCCCAAGGCACUCAAGGCGACACAAUAAGGCACAUCGACGUGACGACCAAAGAAAUUUGUUACAAUCCAAAAUUUGAAGAAUUGUUUGCACCUGCCGUUGGCCCAGAUAAUCCCUUCAAAAGUGACCUUCAGAAAGCAAAUAAAAACAUUCUGUCGGGUUUCGUGGAAAAAGCGCACAUGAGCGACUUCCAGUUUGAAACUCAGCGUCGAACGUUUCACACUUACGGAUACGCAUUGGAUCCUACUGUGAGUGGCCAGCCUGAUGAUGGCAGGAGCUUUGUGGGUGCUUCCGACUUGGCUGAGGAAAAAAGCGGCCUUACGACUUUCGAGCCGACCGGCCAGAGGCCAGGAGACAAGAGAAAAAGAGUGCGAAAUGACCAGCCAGAGGACAUCGAGGGGUUCAUUGGGCCGUGGGGAGGUUUUGUGGAUGAAGUCAAAGUUGCAAAGCCUUCAGAGGAAGAGCAAGCCGAACUCGAGGAAUACUUGGCUAAAAAGCAAAAGAAGGGCAAACCUCAAGAAGAGAAGGCGUUUGAGGAGAAAGCUGUUAUGCACAUUUCCGAUCCUGUCGACUACCAAGGAAGAUCGUUCCUCCAUCCACCUCACGAUGUCGGAGUCAACCUGCGCUCGGACGCUCCACCCAGUCGUUGUUUCCUGCCAAAGACCCACAUUCAUUCCUGGACUGGACACACAAAAGGCAUUUCUGCCAUCAGGUGGUUCCCAAAGACUGCACAUUUGCUUCUCUCCAGCAGUAUGGAUGGCCGAGUCAAGUUGUGGGAAGUGUACAAUGAGAGGAGAUGCAUCCAAACGUAUUACGGCCACAGACAGGCUGUUAGGGACAUUUGCUUUAAUGCUAGCGGCACAGAAUUUCUCUCAGCAGGCUAUGAUAGAUACAUCAAGCUUUGGGAUACAGAGACUGGAAGAGUCAAACGUCGCUUUAGCAGUAGGAAAAUACCUUAUUGCAUAAAAUUCCAUCCUCUGCGGGAAAAGCAGCACUUGUUUGUUGCCGGAACUUCCGAUAAAAAGAUUAUCUGUUGGGACACUCGAUCUGGAGACAUUGUUCAAGAAUACGACCGACAUCUGGGUGCAGUGAACACGAUUACCUUUGUAGAUGACAACAGACGGUUUGUCACCACCUCCGACGACAAGAGUCUUCGAGUUUGGGAAUGGGACAUUCCCGUCGAUAUGAAAUACAUUGCCGAUCCUUCGAUGCACUCAAUGCCUGCCGUCACGUUGGCUCCAAAUUCCAAGUGGCUGGCUUGUCAAAGCAUGGACAACAAGAUUGUCAUCUUCUCUGCGCUCAAUAGAUUCAAGAUGAACAGGAAGAAAACCUUCACUGGGCACAUGGUUGCUGGUUACGCUUGCACCCUCGACUUUUCUCCCGACAUGAGCUACUUGAUAUCUGGAGAUGCUGACGGUAAAUGCUAUGUUUGGGAUUGGAAAACCACCAAGCUGUACAAGAAAUGGAAGGCACAUGACAACGUUUGCAUAGCAUGUUUGUGGCAUCCGCACGAGCCUAGCAAAGUGGUCACCGCUGGCUGGGACGGCAUCAUCAAAUACUGGGAUUGAAUUCCUUGUGUAUAUAAUUUAAUUUUUAUGCAGUUCAUCUAUUUUAAAUGUGGCAAAAUAAACAAAAUAAAAAUGUAAUUCGUA
Messenger RNA from Neocloeon triangulifer, 1945 nucleotides. RefSeq names its product pre-mRNA-processing factor 17. Gene Ontology annotation, molecular function: protein binding; mRNA binding. Gene Ontology annotation, cellular component: catalytic step 2 spliceosome. Gene Ontology annotation, biological process: mRNA splicing, via spliceosome. The transcript is spliced from 10 exons. The coding region runs from base 116 to 1861 and encodes 581 amino acids. NCBI's taxonomy places the organism in Eukaryota, Metazoa, Arthropoda, Insecta, Ephemeroptera, Baetidae. The record is from RefSeq and is a predicted model, not a curated record.